Molecule: messenger RNA, 7072 nt
Organism: Calypte anna (Anna's hummingbird)
Lineage: Eukaryota; Metazoa; Chordata; Aves; Apodiformes; Trochilidae
Gene: VCPIP1
Product: valosin containing protein interacting protein 1
Exons: 3
Coding region: 253-3921 (1222 amino acids)
Biological process (GO): endoplasmic reticulum membrane fusion; protein K48-linked deubiquitination; protein ubiquitination
Molecular function (GO): cysteine-type deubiquitinase activity
Source: RefSeq, a predicted model, not a curated record
GCGUUGCGGGCAACGGCCAAGGCAGCGAAGAGGCAGUAAGCGGCGGCGCCGGUGGCUUCCGCGUUUGCCGGGGGGCGGCAGGAGGGGGUGGGGGCGAGUAGCGGCGUUGGGAGGGCGCUCGGUGGAUGGGCGGUUGGCGGACGGCACCGGCGGCGGCAUCUGUCAAGCGCCGGCGAUUCGCCGGGGCGCGGGGGAUGAGCCUGUGAGGGCGGAGGAGCGCGGGUGGGGGUGAAGCCCGGCCAGAGCGGAGCGAUGUCCCAGCCUCAGCAGCAGCAACAGCCGCCGCCGCCGCCGCCGCCGUCUCCUCAGCAGCAGCCGCAGCCGCCGCCUCCGGCCGCCUCCAAGAAGCGGGACCGGCGCAUCUUCUCCGGCACCUGCCCCGACCCCAAAUGCCAGGCGCGGCUCUUCUUCCCGGCCCACGGGCCGCAGAGCAGCGGCAGCAUCGAGUGCACGGACUGCGGGCAGCGCCACGAGCAGCGGCAGCUGCUGGCGGUGGAGGAGGUGACGGACCCCGACCUGGUGCUGCACAACCUGCUGCGGAACGCGCUGCUGGGCGUCAGCGGCGCCGGCCCGCCCCGCAGGAACACCGAGCUCGUCAAAGUCAUGGGCCUCUCCAACUACCACUGCAAGCUCCUGGCCCCCAUCCUGGCCCGCUACGGUAUGGAUAAGCAAACUGGCAAGGCUAAGCUCCUCACGGAGAUGAACCAGGGAGACAUCUUUGACUGCUCCCUCUUGGGAGACCGCGCCUUCCUCAUCGAGCCAGAACAUGUCGAAACCAUCGGUUACGGAAAGGACCGCUCCGGCAGCCUCAUCUACCUGCAUGACACCCUGGAAGACAUCAAGAAGGCCAACAACGGCCAGGAGUGCCUCAUUCCUGUCCACGUGGAUGGAGACGGCCACUGCCUCGUCCACGCAGUCUCGCGGGCACUGGUUGGCAGGGAGCUGUUCUGGCAUGCUCUGCGAGAGAAUCUAAAGAAGCAUUUUGAGGAGAAUCUGAGUCACUACAAGGCGCUUUUCCAUGACUUUAUUGAUGCAGCAGAGUGGGAGGACAUUAUCAAUGAGUGUGACCCUUUGUUUGUGCCUCCGGAAGGCGUGCCGAUGGGCCUUAGGAAUAUUCACAUCUUUGGUCUGGCCAAUGUUCUUCACCGCCCUAUCAUCCUUUUAGACUCCUUGAGCGGAAUGCGAAGCUCUGGGGAUUAUUCGGCAACAUUCCUCCCUGGUCUGGUACCUCUAGAAAAAUGCAUGGGAAAAGAUGGCAUGUUGAACAAACCCAUCUGCAUUGCGUGGAGUAGCUCAGGACGUAACCAUUAUAUUCCUCUAGUUGGAAUAAAAGGUGCUGCUUUACCUAAACUGCCUAGGAAGCUACUUCCUAAAGCAUGGGGAGUCCCUCAAGAACUCAUCAUAAAGUACAUCAAGUUGGAGGAGGAUGGUGGUUGUGUUAUUGGAGGAGACAGAAGUUUGCAAGAUAAGUACUUGAUGAGGCUUGUUGCUGCAAUGGAGGAGGUUUUCAUGAGUAAACAUGGUAUCCAUCCCAGUCUGGUAGCUGAUGUACAUCAAUAUUUCUACAGAAGGACUGGUGUAAUAGGGAUCCAGCCUGAAGAAGUCACUGCAGCUGCCAAAAAGGCAGUGAUGGACAACCGCCUUCACAGGUGCCUCAUCUGCGGAGCCCUUUCAGAGCAUCACGUUCCUCCAGAGUGGUUGGCUCCCGGGGGGAAACUUUACAACCUGGCAAAAAGUACCCACGGGCAACUAAGGCCUGACAAGAAUUACAGUUUCCCCCUCAACAGUUUGGUGUGUUCUUACAACCCUGCAAAGGACGUGCUGGUUCCAGACUACGGCCUGAGCAGUUUGACCGCUUGUAGCUGGUGUCAUGGUAACUUGGUGCGUCGUGUCAGAGAAGAUGGAUCCGUUUCUUAUUUGGAUGGAGACAGAACUAACACUAGGUCUACAGGUGGCAAAUGUGGCUGUGGAUUCAAGCACUACUGGGAAGGUAAAGAAUAUGAUAAUCUCCCUGAAGCUUUUCCUAUUACUCUAGAAUGGAGUGGAAGAGUGGUGAGAGAGACAGUCUACUGGUUUCAGUAUGAAAGUGACACAUCUCUGAACAGCAAUGUGUAUGAUGUCGCCAUGAAACUUGUUACCAAGCACUUCCCUGGUGAAUUUGGUAGCGAGAUUCUUGUUCAGAAAGUUGUCAACACAAUAUUGCAUCAAACUGCCAAAAAGAACCCUGAUGAUUAUACCCCUGUAAAUAUUGAUGGCGCUCACGCCCAAAGAGCUGAUGAUGUACAGCAGGGACAAGAGUUAGAGUCGCAACUUCCAACCAAAAUUAUUUUGACUGGGCAGAAGACAAAAACUUUGCACAAGGAGGAGUUGAAUAUGAGCAAAGCUGAGAGAACUAUUCAGCAGAACAUUGCAGACCAGGCUUCUGUAAUGCAAAAGCGGAAAAGUGAAAAACUGAAACAAGAGCAUAAAGGGCAACCUCGGACUGCUUCUCCUGGGGCUGUUCGUGAGGGCCCAUCAUCUGCACCAGCUACACCAACAAAAACCCCCUACUCUCCAACAUCUACAAAAGAAAAGAAAAUCCGGAUAACCACAAACGAUGGGAGGCAGUCAAUGCUUACCCUAAAGUGCACUACCACCUUCUUGGAACUACAGGAAAGCAUAGCAAGAGAAUUCAAUAUUCCUCCGUAUUUGCAAUGUAUUCGAUAUGGCUUUCCUCCUAAAGAACUUCUGCCUCCCAAAGAAGGCAUGGAAAAUGAGCCUGUUCCUUUGCAGCAUGGUGACAGGAUUGCCAUAGAAAUUCUGAAAGGUAAGGAGGAAGGCAGGCAGUCUGCUUCAGCACACUCGUCCCAUGCUGUGAAGCACGAAGAUGUUGGCGUCACCAGUAAAAUCUCAUCGAAGGAACUGCAAGACCAAGUCGAUAAGGAGAUGUAUUCUCUCUGCCUUCUAGCAACACUAAUGGGUGAAGAUGUUUGGUCUUACGCAAAGGGGCUUCCUCAAUUGUUUCAGCAGGGUGGUGUGUUCUACAGCAUAAUGAAGAAAACCACAGGUUUGGCUGAUGGCAAGCACUGUACAUUUCCACAUCUGCCUGGUAAAAACUUCGUGUACAAUGCAGCAGAAGACAGAUUAGAGCUGUGUGUGGAUGCUGCUGGGCACUUCCCUAUCGGCCCCGAUGUUGAGGAGCUGGUGAAAGAAGCCUUAAGUCAAGUCCGAGCAGAAGCUACUUCAAGAAGCAGGGAAGCGAGUCCUUCCCAUGGAAUGCUGAAGCUGGGUAGUGGUGGAGUAGUCAAAAAGAAAUCCGAACAGCUGCAUAACAUAACUGCAUUUCAAGGAAAGGGCCAUUCCCUAGGAACUGCCUCUAGUAGCCAACCACAUGAUCAAAGAGCCAGGGAAACACCACUUUUAAGAAAGCAUAGCACAGAAACGGACUUCAGUCCUUCUGCUAAAAUUGAGCCUUCUGUAUUCACAGCUGCUUCUGGUAACAGUGAGCUUAUCCGAAUCGCUCCUGGAGUUGUGACAAUGAGAGACAGCAGGCAGCUUGACCCUGCUUUGAUUGAGGCACAGAGAAAAAAGUUGCAGGAAAUGGUCUCUUCUAUUCAGGCUUCAAUGGAUAGACACUUGCGGGAUCAGAAUACAGAGCAGUCAGCACCAGUUGAUCCAUCUCAAAGAAAAGUAGAGGCAGUGAGCAGUUCCACUGCUAAAACUGGGAGUUUUCAGGCUGGCUCACCCGAACCGUUUUCUGCUCCAGGUGUUCCUGAACACUUGAAUACUGAGUCAACUGAUGGUAAUGUGGUGCAUCCUGUGGGAACAACAUUCCCUGCAAGGUCUAAAGCACAAAAGGGAAAUUCUGUUGAGGAGCUUGAGGAGAUGGAUAGUCAAGAUGCAGGAAUCACUAAUGCAACUGAGCCAAUGGAUCACUCUUGAUAGGUUAAAGCUAAUAAGGGUAGAAGAAAUUACUGUUAAAAUGUAAUGUUUAUUGGCUGGGCCACACAAAGUCAUUAGUUAUCAAAUCUUGUAUGUAUGUCAAAGACUAUAUCACCUUAUUCAGUGCAUGAUAAGCAAGUGUGUGAUUGGCAAUAGCUUUCAAUAUUACCAUACUGCUGUCCAGGCUGGCUCUGCUACCUGUAAAUUUGUUGUUAGGAAAUUCACUGAGAUGAGUAUCUGCUGUAAAUGUGGGUUUUUGAAAAUUCUUUGUAAUUUAAUUCCUUAGAAGUCUUAAAAUCCAAGGUCAUGCAGGGUUCUUACCAUGCUAGUUUAAGGUUAUGGUAAUACUAGAAGAGGCAAAACUAGAAACAUGAAAAAGUUAAUCCUGUCCCAGGUGCUUAAUUCAUCUCAAAAAUACACUAUAAAUGUGAAUUACACAUAAAUUUCAAAAAGUAACUGAAAGUAAAUAUCUGCUAAAUUUGAAAAGGCAGCAUAUACAGUACUUCAAUUACACUGUGCUGGCACUUCCUCUGAUUUACAAGCUUUUUCAUUCAUACAGCUGUAUAUGCUUGUCAGAAAUCUUGAAAUAAGUGUAACUUUAGUAAACUGUCUUAAUUUCUGCAUAUUGUCAGUUCAGGCAAGUUAGAAAAAAGGCUACUUAGUGUGUAAUGAAGAUAAAGUGAAUGUGGUGUGGUUAUGCAUGGCUGUCUGAGCCAACACAACCAUUUUGGUGCUGUUAGUGAGUGAUAGCAUGUUUUUAUUUCUUACCAAAUACUGAGCCACUCAGAUGUUGUGCAACUUUCAGUGCAACCACAGGAGAGAAGGUGGUGGCAAUUGCAAGGAACAACAAAUGUUCAAUGGCAAAUCCAUUUCUUUAAAAGACUUUGAUUACUAGCAUUGGCCAGUAACGGUAAAAAUUAAAUAACAGCACUCCUUUUCAGAUCAAAUUAACAAUUUAUUGGAAGGAAAUUACUCUCUAACAUACAUUAUCCUAAAGUGUUCACUGAUAAUUGAGCUCACUGGUUACUCUGUGGGAACAAGGAAUACGUGUUGUUUCAGCUUCUAUAGACUGCCCACCUCUAUUAGCCUCAGACUGUGAUGCAGGUUUCCCUGCAUCAGUGAUAAUAAUAUGCACUUAGGUAGUGUGUUUAUCAGACCUGCAGUGCUAGUUUUUAAGCAGCAGCCAUUGUGCUUACUCCCUAAGGAUGGAAUGUGUAUCUGAUACUGCACUUUGCUUCCUAUCUUCAUAGUCAUACUUAAGUGCACUACUGUUUCUUCCUCUAAUGGCAAAAUAACAAUGAAUGGAUGAAAAAUGUUAAAACAGCUUCAAAGGAAUUAAGAGCAUUUAGAUACUGAAGUCUGUGUUCGUGCACAUGUGGGUUUUUACCAGUUCACAAAUGUUGUUAGUAUUGUAUAUGUUUGUAUUCAGAAAAGUCUCCUCACUUUUUACAUUUCUAAUCACUUAAACCUUUCUAAGCAUUAGCGUGGCAAAAUGCCCCACGAGGGAGGAUUUAUUUUUGUAUGCAAAACUUAACUGAAGCAAGUCACAUAAAGAAAAGCCCCUGUUUUGUCAAAGUAAAUUAAAAUGCCUCUGUUGGUUAACUUUUUAUGUGGAGGGAAUAAGUAUUUCAUGAUUUAGUACACCACUUAUAGGUAAAAAAAUAAGCAUUGCCCUUUCACAAAUAAAUGAAAAAAUUUAAGGUCUCAAACUGCUAACCUGUAAGUUAGCAAUUUGGAAUCUUGGAAUGGAUGAAGUAAUUGGUCUCACCAGAACUGACCUUGCUGAUGCACUGAUUAACUGGCAGGGCUUAUUCAAUGAGAAACAGGAUGUACAUGCAGCAGCUGGAAGCCUGCCAUGACUUCUGAAAACAUUUUGUCUCCUAUGAAUCAGUCUAGCUGUCUGAAGGCUACUUCUGUAGAGAAAAUAUUGAGUAGGGGCUGGUGCUUUGUCACAAAGUUUAGAAAAGUAUAGCAGUGGCAUAUUCCUGGGAAGGAGUUUUAAGUAAGGAGAGGCUGAGGAGGAGGAGUCUCCUGGAUCUCCUGCAUUUUAGACAAGGUAACUAUCACUUGAACAUUCUUAACCUUUUCUUUAGAAAAAGAAGUCUUCCUUGGCUGAAAAAGGCAUGGGCAGUGCACAUGAGAGAAUUUUAAGUUUGAAAUAGAUUGAACUAUUUAUUGUGUAUUAUUCUUAUUUCAAGGGAUAGAUACUUACUUCUUUUAUGCCUUUCUGGUAAGACUACGGAAGUUUGUGUGCCUUUUACUGUUUAAAGAGGAAGGCUUGAUUUAAUUUUGACACACUUCCCAUUUCAGCAGUAAUUUGACAUUUUCCUUCUUACCUAAACAGAAAUGGACAGAGAAAAUAGCUCUGUUUGACUCACCCUUAGUGUCAUCUCAGAUCCACUCUGUCACGUAGCUCGGAACUCUCCAGUUUCUAAAACAGGAUGGUCUUAGAAAAGAAUAGUAAAAUGGUGUCAAAAUUACAAGAUCUGCUGAUGUGAAUUCCUCUGGUGUAAAGCAGAGUUGUACAUACCUCUUUGCAGUGUUCUUAUUUCACAUAGCUUUCUCAUGCAUUUAAAUAUCAGUGUUUUUGAGAAAGAUGGCUUUUGACACUCUUAAGUAAAGCUAAACUUCAUCUACGUGCUGAUGAGAUGUGUAACUGUACAGGAGAAGUGGAAUAAAGAACACUGAAGUGUCAGUUUAAGCAGAUGUUUCAUUUGUUUGCUAGCAGUGGGUGCAGAUGUAAGCUGAGACAAAACUAUGUGCCUGUCUUAGGAGCACCCACAUGCUACUUUGGUUUCCUUGUAAGAGUCAGGAAAAUGGUGGCUGGGUACAAGGGCAGGGAAGAUGUUGACUCAUUGUGAAUAUGAAGCCAUAUCAGUAGGACUUCUCAAAUGAUGUGAAGUGUCCCUUUCUGGAAAAAAAAGGCAGCCCAACUUUUUGCUACUGAAUUGCCUGUGGACAGGGACUGUAAUUCAAGAUUAUUUUUGAGUACCUGCCUUGAUUAUUUUCUUGGGACAGCCUUCUUGUACCCAGUGUCUUGUGGCAAAGAUUUAAAUUGUUUGAAAGUCCUCAACUUUACUGUAGCUUAGUGAAUGAAAGAUGAUUACUGCAAAUACAGACCCAGUACAAAAAAAGCCCCAAAUAAACCAAC